AUGGACUCCCUGGAUCACAUGCUGACCGACCCGCUGGAGCUGGGAAUGGAGGGGAACGGCACGCGGAUCAUGGAGGACUGCAUGCUGGGUGGCACCAGGGUCAGCCUGCCCGAGGACCUGCUGGAAGAUCCCGAGAUCUUUUUUGAAGUUGUCAGCCUGUCUACGUGGCAGGAGGUGCUGACAGAUGCCCAGAAAGAGCACCUCAAAAAAUUCCUGCCGCACUUCCCUGAAAACAGCCGAGAGCAUCAGAACAAGCUCAUCUCCGCGCUGUUCAGCGGGGAGAAUUUCCGUUUCGGAAACCCCCUGCACAUUGCCCAGAAGCUCUUCGGAGAUGGGCACUUUAAUCCUGAAGUUGUGAAAUACAGGCAGCUCUGUUUCAAGUCCCAGUACAAGCGCUACCUGAGCUCUCAGCAGCAGUACUUCUACCGACUGCUCAAGCAGAUCCUGGCAUCCCGCAAUUACUUGCUGGAUCUAGCUAGGAGAGGAGGGCCCGAUAUGACCCUGAAGAAAAAGCGCUUCUCACCGGUGUGCGACACCGAAGAACGGGACCGACGGACCCAUCGGCGCUACUUGAAGAUCCUGAGGGAAGUGAAAGAGGAGUGUGGAGACACUACCUUGUCCUCUGAUGAGGAAGAUCUAAGCUCCUGGUUUCCAAAUUCUCCGGCUCGUUGUCCAAGUCCAGCAGUUCCACUGCGAGUGAUCCCCACGUUAUCGACUAUGGACAUGAAAACAGCAGAUAGGAUAGAACUUGGGGAAAGCGACUUGAGGAUGAUGUUGAAGAAGCACCAUGAGAAACGAAAACGUCAGCCUGACCACCCAGACCUAAUGACAGACGACCUGACUCUUGAUGAUAUUAUGACUCGUGUAAAUGCUGGCAGGAAAGGUUCCUUAACAGCCUUAUUUGACCUCGCAACGCUGAAGAAAAAGGUGAGAGAAAAGGAAGACAAGAAGAAGAAAAAACUGAAGAUGAUUAAAUCCGAGGUGGAAGACUUGGCCGACUCCCUAAGCAACGCGGAUGGGAUCCCAUCACUGUCUCAGGGUUCUUCCCCGCUUCCUCUGUCAUCUGUCAAAGAGGAACCUCUUGAAGACAUGAAGCCAUGCCUUGGAAUAAAUGAAAUAUCUUCCAGCUUCUUUUACCUUCUUUUGGAGAUUCUGUAUCUGGAAGGGCCUGCUAGUCUCUCUGUGCUUGAGGAUAAAGUUCUAGAUUGGCAAUCUUCUCCUGCCAGCACACUAAAUAACUGGUUCUCCUUUGCCUCCAACUGGUCUGAAUUGGUUUUGCCUGCCCUGCAGUACUUGACAGGUGACAGCAGAGAUGUUCCUUCCAGCUUCUCUCCUUUUGUUGAAUUCAGGGAAAAAACUCAGCAGUGGAAAUUGCUUGGUUCUUGCCACGAUCACGAGAAAGAAUUGGCAGCACUUUUUCAGCUCUGGCUGGAGACCAAAGACCAAACCUUCUUCAAGGAAAAUGAAGACAGCUCAGAUGGCACAACACCAAUUCCUAGGGUAAGGACUGACUAUGUAGUCCGACCUAGCACUGGAGAGGAGAAACGUGUUUUUCAGGAGCAGGAGCGUUACCGCUACAGCCAGCCCCACAAGGCUUUCACCUUCCGGAUGCAUGGCUUUGAGUCGGUGGUUGGCCCUGUGAAGGGGGUGUUUGACAAGGAAACGUCACUAAACAAAGCCCGAGAACACUCUCUCCUGCGCUCAGACAGACCAGCGUACGUCACCAUCCUGUCCCUCGUUCGUGAUGCUGCCGCUCGCCUUCCUAACGGCGAAGGAACCCGCGCUGAGAUCUGUGAGCUGCUCAAAGAUUCCCAGUUCCUGGCUCCCGAUGUCACAAGUGCUCAGGUUAAUACUGUUGUCAGUGGCGCUUUGGACCGCUUGCAUUACGAGAAAGACCCCUGUGUGAAAUAUGAUAUUGGCCGCAAGCUGUGGAUUUACCUGCACCGGGACCGGAGUGAGGAGGAGUUUGAACGGAUUCACCAGGCUCAAGCUGCUGCAGCAAAGGCCAAGAAAGCUCUCCAGCAAAAGCCCAAACCUCCAGCAAAAAUGAAGUCGAGCAGCAAGGAGAGCUCUGCGAAAGGCCCCCCUAGCAGCAGCGCCGAGCCCGGCCAGCUGAGCCUCAGUGACUCCAGCCUGCCCCCCACGCCCGUGACGCCGGUGACCCCGACGGCGCCGGCGCUGCCGGCCACCCCCAUCUCCCCGCCGCCGGUGGCCGUGCGGGUGGUCACGGCCCCGGGCAGCCUCCCCGCGGGGGCUCAGCAGGCGCCCGUGGUGACGCAGCAGCAGCCACCGCCUGCGCCCGCGCCUCCGAUCCGCGUUCCUGCCACGGCCUCGCAAACCAAGGUGCUGCCUCAGGCUGUGAUGACUCUGCCAGUGAAAGCUCAAACCAGCCCCGUGCAGGUGCAAAGAGCGGGCGCCUCCAUGACGGGACAGACGGGCAUUGCCGUGGCAGGGCUGUCGGCAGCCCCCAGCGCUGCUCUGAAGCCAGUGACCAGCUCUCCGGGCAGCUCUGCUCCAAGCACGUCCUCUACCACUGUCAUCCAGAACGUGGCUGGCCAGAAUAUCAUCAAGCAGGUGGCUAUUACAGGGCAGCUCGGCAUGAAGACGCAGCCAGGAAGCAGUAUUCCCCUCACGGCUACCAAUUUUCGGAUCCAAGGAAAGGACGUGCUGCGCCUGCCGCCCUCCUCCAUCACCACGGACGCCAAGGGCCAGACGGUGCUGCGCAUCACCCCGGACAUGAUGGCCACGCUGGCCAAAUCUCAAGUCACUACUGUCAAACUCACUCAGGACCUUUUCACGGCGGCCGCGGGAAGCGGCGCCGGCGCCAAAGGCCUCUCCGCAACUUUGCACGUGACGUCCAACCCUGUCCAGGCCGCCGACUCUCCGGCCAAGACCAGCACGGCCACGUCGGCCGCUUCCAGCGCGGCGGGAAGCACCGUGGUCAAAGUGACUCCCGACCUCAAGCCCGCGGAGCCCCCGAGCUCCGCGUUCAGACUCAUGCCCGCCCUGGGCAUGACGGUGGCCGACCAGAAGAGCAAAGCCAUCACCACGGUGGCAUCCGACGAGGCCAAGCCGGCCGCCACCAUCCGCAUCGUGCAGGGGCUGGGGGGGAAGCUGCCGGCCCGAAUAACCGUGCCCCUGUCGGUGAUCAGCCAGCCCGUGAAAGGCAAGAGUGUCGUCACUGCCCCCAUCAUCAAGGGCAACCUUGGGGCCAACAUCAGCGGCUUGGGUAGAAAUAUCAUCCUGACUACGAUGCCUGCAGGGACAAAACUCAUCGCUGGGAACAAGCCAGUGAGUUUUCUGACUGCACAGCAACUGCAGCAGCUGCAGCAGCAAGGCCAGGCCACGCAGGUGCGGAUUCAAACAGUCCCAGCCUCCCAUCUGCAGCAGGGAACAGUGUCUGGCACAACUAAAGCAGUUUCCACUGUGGUUGUGACGACGGCUCCAUCUCCAAAGCAAACCCAAGAUCAGCUAUGAGCUCCGGUUUGGAAGUCGAUCUGCUUUC
Tinamus guttatus (white-throated tinamou) is the source of this 3505-nucleotide messenger RNA. The record is from RefSeq and is a predicted model, not a curated record. NCBI's taxonomy places the organism in Eukaryota, Metazoa, Chordata, Aves, Tinamiformes, Tinamidae.